This is a messenger RNA of Phalacrocorax carbo (great cormorant), 2255 nucleotides long. The record is from RefSeq and is a predicted model, not a curated record. Lineage: Eukaryota; Metazoa; Chordata; Aves; Suliformes; Phalacrocoracidae.
CGCGCUCGACCCCUCGCCCUGCCGCGCUCCGGGAGGCGUGGGGCCGUCCGCGGGCGGCCCGUCAAGCCACCCGCCGCGCGCCAAAUUUGAACGAGGGCGCGCACAGGCGGCGGUUGGUUUCCGUUAGCAGGCUCGCGCGUCCGCCCCCCCCCGCUCCGCCGGCAGGCGCGCGCCGCGCUCCCCGCCGCUGCCAUGGCCACCCCUCCCAAGCGCGAGCGGCGGGAGGGCCGCGUCAAGAAGAUCGCCGUGGAGGGCAACAUCGCUGCAGGGAAGUCGACGUUUGUGAAAAUUCUCAAAGAAGCUGAUGAGGAGUGGGAAGUCGUUCCUGAGCCCGUAGCUAGAUGGUGCAAUGUUCAGCAAAACUCUGAAGAGGAUUCUGAGGAGCUGACUACAUCACAGAAGGGUGGCAGGAACGUGCUUCAGAUGAUGUAUGAGAAACCAGAGAGGUGGUCUUUCACUUUCCAGACGUAUGCAUGUCUCAGCAGGAUCCGGGCUCAGCUCAGAGCCCUUGGAGGCAAACUCAGUGAGGCGGAGAAUCCCGUGGUCUUCUUUGAGCGAUCUGUCUACAGUGACAGGUACAUCUUUGCAGCUAAUUUAUAUGAGUCCGAUUGCAUGAAUGAAACUGAAUGGACUAUUUACCAAGACUGGCACGACUGGAUGAAUAAGCAGUUUGGUCAAAGCCUAGCGCUGGAUGGGAUCAUUUAUCUCAGAGCCGCUCCUGAGAAAUGCUUACAAAGGAUUUACUUGCGUGGAAGAGACGAAGAGCAAGAAAUUACCAUGGAGUAUCUGGAGAAGCUUCAUUACAAACACGAAAGUUGGCUUCAGCAUAGGACGCUGCGAAUGGAUUUUGAAUAUCUACAGGAAAUACCCAUUUUAACGUUAGAUGUUAAUGAAGACUUCAAAAGCAAGAAGGACAGAUACAAUCACAUGACUGGAAAGGUCAAAGAAUUUUUGAGCACCUUGUAAUCCUCUUUGAAGCACAGGCAGAGUCAAACUGUUCCAAACAUCUGUGCGAUCUAAGGCUGAAAAAAGUUCUGCUUUUAUAGAAGGCCUCUGGAGAGGCAGGACUCAAUCCUGUUGACUUCACUGUGAGGAACAAACAUGCUUUGUGAAUAGGGAAAUCAUAAAAUAAAUCAGUAGGUCUGUUCAGUAUUAUAUUAAGCAACGCACACAAAUUCUGAAGAUAUGAGAAUUCCGAGAGUUCCCAAAUAUUGUGCCUGUUUCUAAUGAGACAAGUUCUUCUGCAGUAUCUACUGUAUUUUUUUAAUUUAUUUUGUGGCCGGUAGCUAUUUAAUUUUCAAGAAGGUAGUGGUUUUUUAGAUCUCGAGUGUUUUUUUGUUUUUUUAGAGGAAUUGAUUUGUAAUGGAUGUCUCACUGUUCUGAGGAGGAAAAAAAUAAACCCCAUUUUUGCUAGUGAUGGAAUUCUAAUAUAACCUGGAGUUUUAUAUUGUAAUAUAUAAAAAAAAGUGGUCUGACAAUUUAAAUAGAUGCAGUUCUUUGCAGAAAACAGAUUACAACAAUUGAAUUUGAAUUAAAGCAAAUUCAAAUCUGUACAGAAUUCCAGCCAUACCAAAUUAGGUUUUAGAUUGGUUUCCAUUGUGCGCUGCAAACUAGGAUAUUAAGAGGCUUUCCAUUCUCUAGCAUGUUUGGGGUUGGUAUUUUUCCUUUUAUUAAGCUGUUAAGAAAAUAGGCCUGGGUUUGGUUGUUGGUAAGUUCUCUUUUCCUUUAAAGGGGUAUGUUUGCUUGAUGGGUACUGUAAAAGGAAGAAGAAAGCUUUGCAAAUGGCCUCCAUCUGUAAAUGACAUGUUUCUAAACAUUUCCUCAGUCACGUUGUGGAUGUCAGAGGUGGCUUCCUGCUUUUGUUCCAGCUUCUGCGUUUGUUGAACAAGAUAUUGCAAUAUAUGAAGUAGGCUGUCCUUUCUCAUUUUCUUGUAGUAAGAAGGGGGAGACCUUUGUGGAGCAGCUGCUCUUCUACUGCAUCUUGUUUUAUUAAUGGGGCCCUUUUUGUUUCAGAUGCAGAAAUUAGAAACCACGCAGGGUACACAUCUCAAGUGAGCUGCUUUGUUCUGCUGUAAACAUUUCUGAAUGAUUGCACAGUUGGCUUUUGAAAGCAACAUGUUAUUGUAAAGCUUUUUAUUGUUUACUGUGGUGCCUGUGUUACCUGCUAAUUCGAGAUUAAAUUUUCUUGUUUUGUGGUUGGAAUUGUGCUGGUGUGUUCUGACUGUUGACUGAAAAAUAAAAGUGGUUGGAAAGAC